AUGUUCAACAGAAGAAUUUCAUGUUUGUUUGAAGCCUCUAAACAAGGAUUGAGUCUUCGAUACGAUCCUCCUGGAAGUUCAAAUCGUGGCUACUAUCGAUGUUUGAGUAAAUUUUUGAAUUUGGGCGAAAAUGCUCUGGUCAAUACGUUGGAAUCAUUUAUGCUUCAAAACCAAAUUAUUCCUGUCGAGAGCGAG
Molecule: messenger RNA, 195 nt
Organism: Paramuricea clavata
Lineage: Eukaryota; Metazoa; Cnidaria; Anthozoa; Malacalcyonacea; Plexauridae
Source: the annotation of a GenBank genome assembly